AUGGUUGAACAGAUAGAGGCAAAGGACCUCGCCGCUUGUAUCGAGGAGAUGGUGAAGCUGCCCGUUUCAGCUCUCCCGCUGUACUCGCCGGGGAGUUCACGUGCUCCUCCACCCCCGACUCAGGACGGGGAUGGAGACGAGGCAUCCACGGACGAUCGACGUCGUUCCGCCCGCCCCUCCGGUCAGACUCGCGAUUUCGGCGGGGAACAUCGCCAUGACGGGUUGGUAGAAUUGAAUCGGCCCCGAGACCAGCACGAGGGGAAAGAGGUCAUCGAGCUGGCCCGCGCGAGGUCCACGGAGGUCUUCGCCACCUCCAACCUACGCCUGCGGGAGACCACGGUGGCGGGACCCGACGUCGGCCGCGGCUUGAUCAAAUUUCGGGGGUUCGAUGUCCCUCGUUUGCCAGAUGGGGGCGGUGACUUGAGGAACAUGCUCUUCGCAUUCUGUAGGUCAACCCCUCUUCACACGACCCGUGCUAAUCUGUCUGGAGACGUCGGCCCCAUUGCCACGGGUCGCACUCUCCUGAAGGACAACGCGUACGCGGGGGAGUUCCUGCAGGUGACGCACACUCACGCGGCUCCACUCCACGCCCUGCUGGCCCUGUCCGCGUCCUACUACAAGGAAUUACUUCCCCUGGGGGAUGUCCGGCGGAAGGCGGUGGAGAUCGCGGAGCUCCACCACCUCGGGGAGACCGUCAAGGAAGUCCUCGAGUCGAUACGGAGAGGCCACGUCGAUGCGUCCGUGGCUGUGUUGGCGGCCCUGUUGGAUCACCAUGCCAUCCUCAAUCGUUCCCUGCAUCCUCGUUGUUGGACCCGGUAUCUUUAUCCGAUGGUUGAUCCCAGAGGGGCGAAGGUUCAGGCAAAUCUCAUCAUGGCGAGCGACGCCAUUUGGGCCAUGACCUUUCUUCCUUUACGUUCGAAGCACGACUUCACACAGAUUGACUAUCACUGGGUGGGGGGGGAACCCGGGGACGAAGGGAACCGAGUGAACGGCAUCCUGGGGCUGUCGCGGGAAAUGCUUCACUACACGCACUCCGUUCGAGUGCAGGCAAUCACGUACGUCAAUGGGCAGCGGUUCGACGAAUGGCAAGCCGCCGCACUCCAAGGAGGUGUCGAAUCCACCGUCCAGUUCGUCGACGAUAGUGAGGACGAGAUACCGAAACGGGUGGCCAUGGACACCGCGGAAGCGUACCGGUUCGGCGUGUUGACUUACCUGUCGGUACGACUCUACGGGCACACCCCGGGACAUCCGACGGUCCAGACAUGGUGUCGCCGCCUGGUCCGUCAGCUCCUGAAACUGCCAAUCGAAGGCGAAGAGUAUUCGGGAAUUCACCCGGCGUGGUGCUUUGCCGUGGCCGGUGCCUGUGUGGUGGAGGAGGAUGCGUACGCAACAUUGGUCGGGAUGCUAGAGCGCAUUGCCGCCGCGAACAAAUCGAACGUCGACGAGGUCUCCGUCCUCGUCAAGUGGGUACGAGGGUGGCACAGGGAGAAUGCGACGACGCACGGGUGGUGGGAAAAAAUGACACAAGAUCUGGAAGUUCGGACGGAGAGGGUGAUAUGUCUCAGUUGA
This is a messenger RNA of Exophiala aquamarina CBS 119918, 1569 nucleotides long. RefSeq lists its product as uncharacterized. The record is from RefSeq and is a predicted model, not a curated record. The transcript has 3 exons. Bases 1 to 1569 code for a protein of 522 amino acids. Lineage: Eukaryota; Fungi; Ascomycota; Eurotiomycetes; Chaetothyriales; Herpotrichiellaceae.